This is a messenger RNA of Amborella trichopoda, 2456 nucleotides long. The record is from RefSeq and is a predicted model, not a curated record. NCBI's taxonomy places the organism in Eukaryota, Viridiplantae, Streptophyta, Magnoliopsida, Amborellales, Amborellaceae.
GGAUGUAACCCCCCCCCCCAAUCUAGAAUUAAAUUUUAGGACCCCAAACUUUAAGGGAUGUAACCCCCAUCUAGAAUUACAAAAGUUUAGGACCCCAAACUUUUAGGGAUGUACUAGAAUUAAAUUUUAGGACCCCAAACUUUUAGGGAUGUAACCCCCAUCUAGAAUUAAAUUUCAGGACCCCAAACUUUUAGGGAUGUAACCUCUUCAAUCUGUAGAUUAACCUCAAUAAAAAGAUUCUAAGUGGCCAGAAAACUUUUAGGGAUGUAAGCCCCAUCUAGAAUUUAAUUUUAGGACCCCAAACUUCUAGGGAUGUGACCUCUUCAAUCUGUAGAUUAGCCUCAAUAAAAAGUUUCUAAUUGGCUGGAUUGUCCAAUUUUAAAUGGUUCGAUAUACAUUAUUCUUUCGCUAGUAUCAUUGCUUCAUUUUCCUUGUUCAACAUUCAAAACUUAGGAAGAUGUUAUUGGAAUGGCUCUGGACCAUGGAUUGGGACUGCUGGGAACGUACACCAAGCCUCAUACUCCAGCUCUUAUCAUUGGUGGGCUAUGUGUUAUGCUUGCUAUGACCCUCUCCAUCUUUCUAAUUCUUCAGCACCUCCGAUCAUACGCCAAUCCGGCGGAGCAAAAAUGGCUUGUUGGUGUUCUUUUCAUGGUUCCUGUCUAUGCCUGUGAAUCAUUAUUGUCUCUUUGGAACCCCAGUAUCUCUAUUGAAUGCGACAUUUUAAGGAAUUGUUAUGAAGCAUUUGCCUUAUACUGUUUUGGAAGCUAUUUGGUUGCCUGCCUCGGUGGGGAAGAGAGGGUCAUUGAGUUGCUUGAAGUUGAAUCAAGGAAGCAACUCACCAAGCCAUUGCUAGAAGAUGAGGGCAAAAAUAUAGCUGCCAAGGUGCCUAGAUUCCACGACUUUUUCAUUGGACCAUCUAAGCUUGGAAAGAGAUUGUCUUCAAUUGUAAAAUUUGGAAUUGUACAGUAUAUGAUUCUGAAGACACAGUGUGCCUUCUUAGCCUUGUUAUUGGAGCUCUUUGGAGUUUAUGGUGAUGGGAAAGUUAAGUGGUAUUAUGGAUACCCAUAUAUAGUGGUUGUAAUAAACUUCAGCCAAACAUGGGCUCUGUACUGUCUCGUGCAAUUUUACAAUGCAACUCAUCAUAGAUUAGCGCCUAUAAGACCACUAGCAAAGUUCAUUAGUUUUAAAGCGAUUGUAUUUGCGACGUGGUGGCAAGGUUUGGGUAUUGCAAUCCUUUGUUCACUUGGCAUUUUGCAAAAGCAAGGGAGGUUUCAAAGUGGCCCUCAGGAUUUUCUCAUCUGCAUUGAAAUGGCCAUUGCAGAGAUCGCCCAUUUUUAUGUUUUCUCUGCUGAACCUUAUCGGUUCCUUCCAGUAUCUGAGCAUGGGAAAGUAACAACUCCAGCAACAAAAGCCACAUUCAAGUUGGAGGAGGAAGGAGAACAAGAACCAGCUCUUGUGGAGCAAACUGAGACUUAUGUCAAGGCUCCUGGUACGAGCAUUACCGAGAGUGUUCAGGAUGUUGUCAUUGGGUGUGGCGAACAUGUUAGGAAGGAUGUGGUUCUAACAAUAACCCAAGCAAUAGAGCUUGUGGAGAAAGGAGUCACUAAAAUACAAGAGACCUUCCACCACAUCUCGAUAGGUUCAGGCGAUGAAGAAGUAAAGGUCGACAAACAUGUGUCGGAGAAUGUGACAAAAGACAGGUCCCAUGUUCUAAGUUCUGAAAAGCCGGCUGAACUCAAGCGAGUUACUUGGACUCACCCAAGGCUCAAGUACCUCGACACUGGUAACAACCAAAAGGGCUGAACUCAAGCGAGUUACUCCGACUCGCCCAAACAACUCGUCUUGGUGAAGGCCCAAGUACCUCGGCACCGGUAACUACCAAAGGUAACAGGUGAAUUAACUAAAGGAGACUGUUGGCAAGUGGCAUGAGUAAUAACUAAUUAAUGUAAUCAGCGGAAGGAAUGUGUAUAACACAACUAUAACUCCAAACUCAGCUGAGUUACUCGGACUUGGCUCUUUGUUAAGCUGAAUACUUGGGUUUGUACAAUUAUUCGUGAGUUUUUCUUGUUAUAUGACUCAUUUUUAUGUUUUUUUUUUUUGGAUUUUUCUGAAAUAUCUCCAACCACAGAUCAAUUAUUCUGAAUACAUGUUAUAUUUAUAUAUAUUAUCGUUUUUGGACUUUUUUGGUUAAUUUUGGUUUUAUUUCAAUAUACAGUUUUUAUGUUUAAUUUUUUUUUAAAAAAAUAGUUAUUUUUUAGGGCCUAUUGGCCCUUUCCACUACUUGGUAGAGUCUACUUGAACUUUGCAAAAGUUACUCAUCUAAGGUUAUGGCCGAGUUGAAAAACAUAGGUUAUCAGAAAGAGUUUCAAUGUAUACUGCUCACAUUUAGACAGAUUCUUACUCUUUUUAAAAAAUGUUCAGUUUUAGACAAGAGAGAGAGAGAGAGAGAGAGAGAG